Cheilinus undulatus (humphead wrasse) is the source of this 2879-nucleotide messenger RNA. RefSeq names its product matrilin-3-like. Lineage: Eukaryota; Metazoa; Chordata; Actinopteri; Labriformes; Labridae. Gene Ontology annotation, molecular function: calcium ion binding. The record is from RefSeq and is a predicted model, not a curated record. Bases 6 to 2585 code for a protein of 859 amino acids. The transcript has 17 exons.
CCAACAUGACUCCAUCACUGUGGGGACUGCUGUGGUUUUUCAGCCUCCUGUCACGGGGGACUCUAGGAGCUAACCCUCAGUCUGGGCCGCAGAGCCGCCGGCAAAUUCACUCCAUCAGUCCUUCACUUCCACGGGUUUCCCCACAGGCUCCUCCGAGGGUCCAACAGCGAAAACAUGAUAUCAAAACUAUUGAGCAAACGUUCGACGAAGAACCGAGUGCUGAAACCUUUCAGGAGCUGCAGCUGACUGGGCAUACAACUCAAGACUUCCAGGAGCAGCAAGGAGCGCGACCAGGGAGCUCUAAUUCGAGGUCUCAGCAGGCCUCCCCCAAACGGCCACCCAAGAGAAACCAGCCACAACAUAGAGCUACACCUGGUGCACUGUGGGACUCUGCGAGAGACUCCAGAGGCUCUCCUGCACCGAUUAGAGCCAGCGCAGCAACAAGGUCCAACUGCAGAAACCGGCCCAUAGACCUGGUGUUCAUCAUUGACAGCUCCCGCAGCGUCCGCCCUGCUGAGUUUGAGAAGGCCAAAGACUUCCUGGUGGACAUGGUGGACAGCCUUGAGAUUGGCGUUGAUGCCACCCGGGUUGGCCUGGUCAACUAUGCCAGCACGGUGAAAAUCGAGUUUCUACUAAAGACUUAUUUUGACAAAUCGGCCCUGAAGAGGGCGCUGGCCCAGGUGGAGCCCCUUGCUUCAGGCACCAUGACAGGCAUGGCCAUCAAAACUGCCAUGGAGAAAGCUUUCACCUUAGAGGCGGGUGCCAGAGCCGGCAACACGAACAUUGCCAAAGUUGCCAUCAUAGUGACAGACGGGAGGCCGCAGGACAAGGUGGAGGAAGUAUCAGCGGCAGCUCGGAGUUCUGGGAUCGAGAUCUAUGCGGUGGGAGUAGACAGAGCCGAUAUGGCGUCCCUCCGUCUCAUGGCCAGCCAACCACAUGAUGAUCAUGUCUUUUAUGUGGAGACAUAUGGGGUCAUUGAGAAGCUCACUUUCAAAUUUAAGGAAACCUUGUGUGGUUUGGAUGCUUGUGUUCUCGGACACAGCUGCCAGCAGAUUUGUGUCAGCAAUGAAAUCUCGUAUGACUGCCAGUGUCGUGCUGGAUAUGUCCUGAACCCCGACAAGAAGACAUGCAAACUUUCAGAUUCAUGUGUCCAUGGACAUGAAUGCCAGCAUAUUUGUGUCAGCACUGAUGAAUCCUACAUCUGCAAAUGUGAACAGGGAUAUGUGUUAAAUACAGACCAGAAAACUUGUUCACUCUUGUCUUCAGGUUUAUGCUCUCUGGGACAUGACUGUGAGCAUAUUUGUAUCAGCACUGAUGAUUCGUACAUCUGCAAAUGUCCAAUGGGAUAUGUGUUGAAUGCUGACCAGAAAACAUGCUCGCAAAAGAAUCUGGACUUUUCAGGGUUUGACCAUGUGAAACCAUGUGACCACGGACAUGACUGCCAGCAUAUUUGUGUCAUGAAUGGUGAUUCAUAUCUUUGCCAGUGUCAUGAGGGAUAUGUAUUGAAUGCAGACCAGAAAACAUGCUCACAGAUUGCAUUUGCUGAGCAUCAGAUGGCUAUGUACUCUUCUUUGGCACCACCUUUGGAUGUUAUCAGACCAUUAAACCAGUGGAAGCCCCAUCUCCCGGGCUUAGUUUUGGAUGCAUGCGGCCAGAGACAUGACUGCCAGCACAUUUGUGUCAACAAUGGGAGUCUGUAUAUCUGCAAGUGUUAUGAAGGAUAUGCAUUGAAUGCAGACCAGAAAACAUGCUCACGUUUAAGUUUGAACGCUUGUGCCCAGGGACAUGACUGCCAGCACAUAUGUGUGCUUGAUGGUGACUCCUAUAUCUGCAAAUGUAAUGACGGAUAUGUAUUAAAUGCAGACGAGAAAACAUGCUCACCAGAUUUGGAGUUUCAAGGGAUUAUUCAACAAAGCACCAAAGUUUCAACUGAUGAGAGUUUGAAGGGAUGUGCUCAAAGACAUGACUGCCAGCACACUUGUGUCGACAAUGGGGAUUCUUAUAUCUGCAAGUGUCAUGAAGGCUAUGUAUUGAAUGCAGAUCAGAAAACAUGUUCACGUUUGGGUUUGAAUGGAUGUGCCCAGAGGCAUGACUGCCAGCACAUUUGUGUUGACAAUGGGAACUCGUACAUCUGCAAGUGUAAUGAAGGAUAUGUAUUGAAUGCAGACCUCAAAACAUGCUCACGGUCAGGUGCAGAUGCGUGUGCCCAAGGUCAUGACUGUCAGCACAUUUGUGUAAAAAGUGGAAGCUCCUUCACCUGCAAAUGUCGAGUGGGAUAUGUAUUGAAUAUGGACCGUAAAACAUGCUCACGCUCAGAUGUAUGUGCGAGUGGACAUGACUGCCAGCAUGUUUGUGUCAACAAUGGCGACUCGUACAGCUGCAAGUGUCGAAUGGGAUAUGUGUUGAAUGCAGAUCAGAAAACGUGCUCACAGGAAAUGAGGAGUGAGAUAACUGAAGAUGCCUGCAUGUGUGAAGCUCAGAUUUUGUUCCAGAAGAAAGUUCAUACGACUAUUCAGGAGCUGAGCAGAAAAAUUGAUGAACUUUUAGAUAAAGUGAACCUCAUCGAGGGUCAACAGAGGUACUAAGAAGCCCAAUCAAGAUUCCAGAAGACGUCCUGGAUGCUAAAACAUUUUUAUCAGAAAAGUAAUCUGUUAAUUGUCUUGAAGUGUUGGUAAAAAUGGUAGUUUGUUGCUUUAUUACGCAAUGUGCUGUACACAUUAUGGUUUUGUGAUAUAUAUAUAUUUGCAUUUUCUCAUUUACACUGACAGUUAAUUAAAUAUUUUUAAACUGUUAAGUCAGGGAUGACUGGUAAUAUUGUUUUAAUACCUCUGUAUAUUUGUAAUAAAAGGUUUCAUUACAUAUUAAUGCUGAAAGCUCUU